GCAAGCUUCUCGAGGAGGGUAAGUCGCAUGCGCGGCAGUGACCCUCUGGAGGGGAACUCGUGUGGGGGCAUCAGGCUGCCGACGUGGCACUCGCCGGGCAGGUGGUAGAGCAAGGUGGGAAGAGUGGACUGAGUCGGGCCACGUCAGACACGAGGAAAGCAGUGUCCGGCGAGCUCUUGAUCGUUGAGAUCGUGCUUAGGAGUGAGUGGCAACUAGAGUGACAGCCCUUGUCAAGGACUUAACGUGUCAAUCAAUCGGCAGCCGCCUUACAAAAUCUACAUUGUUGACAGCUACCUAGGCAGGGACAAGAGGGGAUGGACCGGCCACAGCAUUCACGAGAGGAACCGCCAGUGAAACUGGACGCUGCUGAUGCGAAUGCCCCUCAAAGCACGGCGGAAUUGACUGUAUUCGUUCAGAACCUUCUUCAGCAAAUGCCUGCCGCUGUUGCCACCGCCGCUCCCCCAUGCGGCCCGGGCGCACAGUCAGCUGCGCCCCUUUCUCCAGGACCUGCGCCGACUUACUCAGCCGUGGCACAGGCCUCCGCUCCUCGAUCCCCUCGUCGCCAAAACGGUGGUGCACCACUCAUCCGCUUGUCGGACAUUGCCUUGUAUGACGGUACAGGCAUACGCGUGUCCCGGUGGCUGCAGUCUGCCACCCGCACACUCCAGCUCAUGGGCGCCACACCCGAGACGUGGGUGGGUCACCUCUCCACGCGCCUGCGUGGCGGUCCUCUCGAGGCCUGGGAGGAUUUCUAUGCCUACUCCCUUCGUGAGGGUCGGACUCCAACCUUCGUGGAUUUCCAGGCGUUCCUCGAGGAUCGCUUCGGAGCCCGAUACGACGUGACUGACGCCUUCGAGCGUGUUGUCACUACACGCUGGUCCGACUCUGGUGGCGUUGCCGGCCUGGAUCGCCACAUCCAGGUCUUUCAGGACGCCCGCCUCGCUUGCGACGUGGCGUUCCUCCCCGAUGCUGCCCUUAUCGAUCGUUUCUUGGCCAGCCUUCCGCUCGAGUAUCGCUCCGAGCUAUGGCGGUACGAGUUCACAUCGGCCCCACAGGCUUACGAGGCCGCGAGGGACCACCAGCGGAUGCGAGCCCGUCUUCACCCCGCCUCCUCCUCCCAGCCCCAGCGCACGGGCUACGCCGCCUCCUCUCACGACACUUCCCAGCGCCGUUCCCCGUUCCGCGGUCGCCCCCGCCGUUCCACGCAGCAGGGCCGCCACUUCUCGCGCCGCUUCAGCGCGCUGGAGUAUGCCACGGUGCAGUGUACACCUGCGCCCUCCUCAGUAGUGGGCUUCCCGACAUCUCCGUCGCGGUUCGCCCCUCUCGCUACUGGAGUUGAGGUAUCGCAGGACUCGACAGAGUGUACUCAGCCCUUUGUCGUAGUGCCGUCUGCGCCUCCGCAGACCACCGUCUCCCCUCCUCCCCCGCCGCGACUACCGACGCGUCGAGCCAUUCGCUCAGCCCGUUGCCGCGAGCAGCUUGCUACUCGCGAGGACAUUGUGUCCUCUCUUCUGGACUUGAGCAUGCUCCAGGCUCGUCAGGAGCGACUCACCCUCCAUGUCGCUGCACUGCGUCGCCUUCUCGCCAUCCUCUCUGACCCUGAUCGCACCCUCCCGAUCAUCCCCGUACGACUCGGGACCUCCACGAGGGUGUACUUAGCGCUGUGGGAUUCCGGAUCUCAGGGCGACUUCAUUCACCCACGCGUGGUGAAGGAAGCCCGCUUACCCAUGACAGGGUCUCCGACUCCCAUCUCCGUUACCCUCGGGGAUAACAAGACCCAGCGCUUCUUCGAUCAGACGGUCACCGAUCUCCCCUUCUUCCUCACUCUCGAGCCGACUGAGCGUUCCCCGGCGUCUCGUCGCCACCGCUCCUCUGCACAUUUCGAUGUGAUGGAGACGGGGUACGACUUCAUUGUCGGCACUCCGUGUUCUCGUCGGUUCCGCAGCACCGAGGCGGAUUGGGCGACCAACACUCUCGUUCUCAAAACGAAGUGUGGACAGACGUAUCGCGUACCUUUCAUAGGUACCAUGGGGACACCACGCCCCGAUCCUCCUCCCCCGGAGCCUUCAGUGCCCACACCAUCUCCCUCUCUCACUGUCACCUCGCCUCGGCAGUUCGCUCACUUCAUUCGACAGGACGACGUCACCUUCUUUAUGGUGGACGUGACGGAUCUCUUACACUAUGAUCCACCCUGUCCCGACGCCGAGCUCAUCCCUCUGGAGCCAGAUCCUCCCUUUAUCUCCAUGGCUCCCAUCUCUGCUUCCGUCCCUCCGCCGUCCGUCGAGUCCACCCCACCGUCGCGCGCUGACGCUGACGUUGAGGAACUCGCACGAUAUACGAAUGACUUGGAGCCCGCAGUUCGUGACCUCAUCCGAGAGUACCACGACGUUUUCCCAUCGUCAUUCUCAUACGCCGGCAUCCCACCGAUGCGUGACGUCGAGCACUCCAUUCAGCUCGUGCCUGACUAUCGUGUUCACCACCAGGCACCCUACAGACUCUCGAUCCCCGAGGCCACCGAACUCGAGCGUCAGCUUGCGGAGCUCCUGAGACUGGGUUUCAUUAAACCCAGCAACUCCCCGUGGGGUGCACCCGUCCUCUUUGCUCGCAAAGCGGAUGGAAGUCUUCGUCUCUGCAUCGACUACCGCGGCCUCAACCGCUACACGGUUAAGAAGAGCUACCCCAUGCCUCGUUCUGAUGAGCUGUUCGACCGCCUAGCAGGCAACCGCUUCUUUACGAAGAUUGAUCUUCGUAGCGGUUACCAUCAGAUCCGCGGCGCUGCAGCCGACCAGCCGAAGACCGCGUUCCGAUUGCGAUUCGGCCACUACGAGUUCACGGUGAUGCCAUUCGGCCUCACCAACGCACCCGCUACCCUCCAGAGGGCGAUGAACGACAUCUUCAGGGACAUCCUGGAGUAUGAGGCGGUGUCCUUUGACAUUCUGGACACCAAAUUCGACAUGAUCUUGGGCAUGUCAUGGCUGCGAAGCAAGGAUCACUCGGUGAACUUCUUCAACCGUACCGUUCACGUUCGUGACAGGAACGGAGUAUUAGUUCCAUUCACGGUGCCUCUUCCUCAUCCUUCGAUCAKCUGCCACGUGGUAUCCGCCGCAAGCAUGCGAGCUUCCAUCAUCAGAGACGACAUCGAGGAGAUGGGGGGGUGUUUUCUCCACGCCUUCCCGCCACAUGACGCUUCAUCGACGGACUCACCUUYGGAUCCACGCAUCACCAAACUUCUCGACGCCUACAGCGACGUGUUCGAAGACCCGCAUGGAGUAGUACCGGAUCGACCCAUCCGCCACAAGAUCAUCCUCGAGGACGGGGCCGUACCUCCGCGCGGUUGCAUCUACCGAAUGAGCGAGGAAGAGUUAAGUGUGCUUCGGGCACAACUCGACGACCUUCUAGAGAAAGGCUGGAUUCGGCCUAGCUCAUCGCCAUACGGUGCUCCUGUUCUCUUCGUCCGGAAGAAGAACAAGGGCCUGCGGUUGUGCAUCGAUUAUCGCAAGCUCAACGCGCAGACGAUCAGGAACGCCGGCCCUCUCCCACGCAUCGACGACCUUCUCGAGCGAUUGGGCGGCGCCCAGUUCUUCUCUAAGUUGGAUCUCAAGUCAAGGUACCACCAACUCGAGAUUCGCAAGGAGGAUCGCUACAAGACCGCGUUCAAGACUCGGUAUGGGCAUUUCGAAUGGCUGGUCAUGCCAUUUGGCCUUACGAAUGCCCCAACCACUUUCCAUGCGGCUAUGACGACGGAGUUCCGACACAUGCUGGAUCGUUUUGUACUUAUAUACCUCGACGACAUUCUGGUUUACAGUCGGAGUGUGGACGAGCAUGUGGAACACCUGCGCACCGUUUUGGAGCGGCUACGACAGGCCAAGUACAAAGCAAACCGCGGCAAGUGCGAGUUCGCACAGCAGGAGCUGGAGUACUUGGGACACUAUGUGACGCCGCAAGGCAUCCGUCCGCUUGCGGACAAGAUCGAGGCCAUCCGCGUAUGGCCCGAGCCCACCAACACCACGAACAUUCGUUCAUUCAUGGGGUUGGCAGGCUAUUAUCAGCGUUUCAUCACCGGAUACUCAAGGAUUGCCGCACCUCUGACGAGACUACAAUCGCCAAAGGUGCCAUUCGUAUUCGAUGACGACGCGCGCCAGGCUUUCCAAGCACUCAAGACGGCCAUGCUCAUGGCACCCGUCCUUAGCAUCUACGACCCCAGUCUGCCUACGAGAGUGACGAUUGACGCUUCCGGUUACGGCAUUGGGGCAGUCUUGGAGCAGCACGACGGCGAGGAUUGGCACCGUGUGGAGUAUUUCAGCCACAAAGUGCCUCCCAUCAAUUCUCUGGAUGAUGCAAGGAAGGAGCUGCUUGCGUUCGUCAUGGCUCUCAAGCGAUGGCGGCACUUCCUUCUUGGGCGUCGUAGGUUCACAUGGGUCACCGACAAUAACCCAUUGACCUACUACAAGACGCAGGACACGGUGAGCAGCACGAUUGGACGGUGGAUGUACUUCAUCGACCGGUUUGAUUUCACACCGAAACACGUUGACGGCCUCUCCAAUCGCGCAGCAGAUGCACUUUCGCGACGACCUGAUCUUUGCGCUAUGACGCAUCACGCCUUCGCGUUCGACGAGGACCUCCAGCGACACUUCAUCAGGGGCUAUCAGUCUGACCCAGAGUUUGCUACGUCGUAUGCGCAACUAUCUUCGGAUCACCCGCCGGCCAGCCACUAUCGCAUUGUCGACGGGUACUUGCUCCUCCACUCGAGAGGCAAGGACUUACUGUGUGUCCCACGCGACCGCCGUCUUCGGACUCGCCUUCUCGGCGAGUAUCAUGAUUCGCGACUCGCCGGCCAUUUCGGAGUCAAUCGCACGAUUGCACGGCUUCGACAACGAUUCCGAUGGCCCGACCUCAUUUCCGAUGUCAUGCGGUAUUGCGAUUCUUGCGAAGUUUGCCGACGCAGCAAACCCCGCAACCGCAAUCCCUAUGGCGAGUUACGCCCGAUGCCUAUCCCCUGGGAACCUGGUAUCUCCAUUGCUAUGGAUGUCACCGGUCCGUUUCCUCGAGACCGGCUCGGGCACGACGGCAUCCUCACGGUUGUGGACCGAUUGAGCAAGUACGCACGUUUUCUUCCUUGCAAGUACUACUCCACGGCUCCCGAGUUGGCACGCCUCUUGCACACCGGUUGGAUUUGUGGCCGCGGCGUACCCGAGGACAUAGUCAGCGACCGCGACACUCGUUUCAUGUCGACUUUUUGGACCUCUCUCAUGCAGGAGUCCGGCACGACGAUGAAACCCAGUUCGGCUCGGCAUCCACAGACAGACGGGCAAACGGAGCGGGCACAUCAGACCGCUCAAAUGAUGCUUCGUACGCUCAUCCGUCCGGACCAGAAGGAUUGGGUUGACCGCCUCCUCGACAUUGAGUUCGCCUACCACACUUCAGUGCACCCGGCGAUCGGUGUGACUCCAUUCGAGUUGCACCACGGUGGACGGAAAGGCCGUAUCUUCGCUGAUCUUCUCCUCCCUCGACCAGCCGACAUUGACGCCGCUUGCUCUCCCGCUUCCGUCCGGAAGUACAGGGAAUUGCUGGCUCAAGCCCGCACAAACAUGCAAAAGGCUCAAGUCCGCAUGCAGCAGCAAGCCAACAGGCGUCGCGUACCAUGUCCCAUCCGCGCCGGAGAUCGAGUUUGGUUCUCCUCGGAAGAGUUUGCAUUGGAACAGGAUGUCUCACGCAAACUACUCCCUAAGUGGUUUGGACCACGGACAGUGACAUCAGCUGCGGGCGAUGAGCCCGAUGGCCCUUCAUUUGUGAUCGACAUUCUUGAGCAUUUGACGGUCCAUCCAGUCUUUCAUGCGUCAAAGCUGGCAACAUAUACACCAGCUAAGAGCGAUGACUUCCCGGGCCGACGAUCGCAGGACCCUCCUAUGGAUGGUCAUCAGGAGGUUAACCGCGUCAUCUCAGAUCGCAAGUAUGGCAGCAAGCCGCGCCAGUACGAAGUUCCAUCUGAAGGAGGGAGAGCUCAGAAUUCAGAUGAUGGCAAUGGGUAUAAACCCGUGUUUGCUAGGAUGCCUUCAGAGAAGGUAGCGACAUCGACCUAUGAGAGGGAACUCUACGCUCUCAGGCAAGCAUUAGACCACUGGAAGCACUACUUGCUUGGGAGGUGCUUCAAAGUCUACUCAGACCACGAGACAUCGAGGUGGCUGAAGACUCGGGCCAAGAUGACACCUAAGCUUAAUGAGAUGGGGGGGCGGAUUGAUGACCUGGAGAGAAGCAUUGGGGAUUUGAUCAAGGAUGUGGGAGUGGAACCUCCCCCGGCGCCUAAUUCCUCUGGAGUAUCUCCCAUGGCUGCUGCGAAACUGGAGAAUGCGAAGUAAGCCAAUUUUUUUUUAUUGCACAGGGAAAGCGAAGGCGCCUAAUUCCUCUAGAGUAUCUCCCAUGGCUGCUGCGAAAGUGGAGAAUGCGAAGUAAGCCAUUUUUUUUUUAUUGCACAGGGAAAGCGAAGAGCUGUUUUGAUCAAAUGCAUUAGUAGUACUUGGCAAUGUAUAUGAUGAGAAGGGAAAGCUGUGAUCGCUGGCUGAUGUUGCUGGUGGUGCUCAUGCUAAUGUUGUUCAUGUGGGGAAGGUGAGACACUUCCUCUCAGUCUAGGCACGUGCUGGCACCUGUGCUACUCUAGGGAGGGUUGGGUUGGGGGAGGGUAGGCAAUCCCCUCUGGUCCAGAUAGAUGUUGUACUCUCUCCUUGAUCGGUUUGUCGAACGUUUGGUGGUCGUCGAAGUCGAGUAGCAGAAUUUGCAUGGAGGGUGCAAGUCGUUGCCUGUUCGGCCCUUUCGUUCCUUGUUUCUUCUCUUUUGUCGUACCAACUUUUGAUAUUGGAUAUAUAUUUAGUAGUAGCAGUUUAGUAAAAACAAGGAAAGAGCAUCAAUGAUCAGGUCGACGAUGAGUUGUUAGCUUCGCACCUGUCGAAUGAAAAGUGUGACAAAAUGAGCACGCGAUGUAGGGGAAGGCAUAUCAUUGUUAGGGUGCUGUUUCUGGAGUGAGCAUUGGAAGCAGCUUUGCUAAUUUCAUCACCACAUGCAUACGGACUCCGUUUUGGGCAUGACAGAGAAGUAGAGUGCAGUUCCUUCAUUCACCCCUUGUUCCCCUUUGGCAGUGUUGCUUGGUUCCAUUGUUUGGGCGUUUCAGAAUUCUCAGUUUAGUUUUUGUUCGUGUUUGGUGAGUGUUUUAUGAUCAUUGCUUUCGGACUAGUUGUUUUUUUUUUUUUUUUUUUUUUUUUUUUUUUUUUUGUGUGUGUGUGUGUGUGUGUGUGUGAGAGAGAGAUUGAUUAGUGGCUAGAUCAACUUGUCCAUGCUGUAGUGCAGAUAGUCUCUUUUGUUUCCAGACCCUGUUGCCAGCUUCCUCCAGCUGUCGCCGAACGGCUGUGUUGUUUAUAUUGGGAGUGAACUUUUAGAGAAUUGUAUAGGGCAGGCAGGACUGAUGCCCAGCUUUGAAGAGGAAUUUCUUUUGCACAUUAUCAGUCUGAUAAUCUCUGAUUGGUUGACAUUUUCCCCUUCAUGUGUGCUGUGUUGCAUUGAUGAGAGUAGUGAAUGCCUAUCAUCUUCAAACUGAAGGAGAAGCGCGGAUCGGUGUCAACCGCCCAAGGAGGGGCAGAAUGUGGCAGUAAAAAGGGGAGCAUAAAUGUGUUUGUGUCUGCUGUCUCUAGUAGGCUGGAUUUGCCGGUGAGGUUGAUUGUUUGCUGUUCCAUCUUAUUGAUUUCGUAUCACCCCACGCUCGGCCAUCGAGUGCAGAACGUAUGUGCAUCAGCAUUAUUCAUUUCUGUGCAUUCCAGUCUGUACUCCGUAAGCAGAGAAGUCUUGUCUGUUACUUCGCCGUGGUUGAUGAAACCAGAGUGCUUGCUGAUAUGUCCACACAUCCUAGCGGCAGAUAUGUUUUUCUUUUCCUUCUUUUCCCCCCUCUAAACCACCAGUGCAUUCGACCCUCUUUUUUCCUUUCCAGAUUUCUUCUGCAUGCCAAAGAAAAAGCAAACUGCUGCGGAUGUGAGAUUGCCUCUUUUUGCCUGGUGCUGCCAGCCUUUUCCGUCCAGUACGCCCAAGCCCCGGAGGUUUAACUUCCGCGUCGGAACAAAAUACCUGUGAAUCA
Molecule: messenger RNA, 8116 nt
Organism: Chara braunii
Lineage: Eukaryota; Viridiplantae; Streptophyta; Charophyceae; Charales; Characeae
Source: the annotation of a GenBank genome assembly